AUGGAGAGAGUAAUACAGGAAGCCAUGCGCUCCAAACUUCCAAAGGCGUUGAGUUUCGUUAGCAAUGAUUCAAAAGAAACCGACGAAGAUAUCCGUUACAACUACGACCUUGGAUGGGCAAACAGUAAAACCUUUACAAAGCAACUUGCUAAGGACAAUAUAGAUGUCGACAUACUCAACGAUGAGCUCAUACGACAUGCGGAAAGGCGACGCAGUAGAAGUUGCCGCCAGAAACUGCUGUCAACAUUCAGAAGCAGUGCCGCACAAUUCUUACUCUGCUUCCUUGUUCUUUUGGAUUCCUGUUUGGUUAUCGCCGAAAUCAUCCUGGAAAUACGCUCAAUACAAACCUGUGACCUCGACCUCCUGAGUAAAUGCUUCGUAGUUAGAAAGACUUCCUUGACGGAAGAAGAAUUCAACGAAAGGCUCACAGAUCCCUCCACCCUGCAUUUUGCCUCGGAAGUCAUGCAUUUUAUCAGCAUUGGAGUGACCAGCCUUUUCAUCAUUUGCAUAGUGCUCAAGCUUGUGUGUCUACGACGGAAAUUCUUCACAAAUGUUUACGAAAAGCAAAUUUUGGCACUUGAAGAACUCUCAAGAUCUCUUGGUUCACCGGAGGAAAACAUACGUGAUUGCAAACCUCGCUACGUUCGUCACUCCAAAGAGCAGACGCAGAAUGCUCUAAAGUCUAUUGCUGCUCUGACGACUGGAUUCAUGGGCGGCAUGAUCGGUGCCCCCAUAUCGCGUCAGGAGGCGUUGGCUCGCUUUACUGGGAACAACAUAGCUGGGAGCCCUUCACAACAUAAUCCCCAACUUUUCAAGCGCUUUGAAACGUUUGCCAUCUAG
Molecule: messenger RNA, 840 nt
Organism: Dibothriocephalus latus
Lineage: Eukaryota; Metazoa; Platyhelminthes; Cestoda; Diphyllobothriidea; Diphyllobothriidae
Source: the annotation of a GenBank genome assembly